This is a messenger RNA of Tribolium castaneum (red flour beetle), 2360 nucleotides long. RefSeq lists its product as hypothetical. The transcript has 2 exons. The record is from RefSeq and is a predicted model, not a curated record. Lineage: Eukaryota; Metazoa; Arthropoda; Insecta; Coleoptera; Tenebrionidae. The coding region runs from base 49 to 2337 and encodes 762 amino acids.
UCUCAAGCCACUGUCAAAAUUGAUGGUUCUGUACGAAAAAUCCAAAAAAUGGACGAGAUUUCCAAAAUUAAAAGCGGCGAUGAGACGGGGCUGUCCAUCGAGAAGGCGUGCGAAGACUACACGAAAAGCGUGAAAUUGGCCCUGAACUUGGUCAAUCAGCAGCUGGAAAAUGCCUUCGUGAAAAACUGCAACGGCUUGGAGGAACUGGCUAUGAAAAUCGCCGCUCGGACGAGUUUCCUCGAACGAAACCCCUCAUUUCUCUCCUGCCUAAUGUACAACAAAAACGACGUCAAAAACUCACCCUUGCUGGAGUUUGACGAAGUCAGAAUCACCCUCAAGGAACAUACGAAACGAAUCAACGAAAAACUGGACGAAAUUGAGCGAUUUCACACGAAAUUAUUCGACUUGGUGGUCUCAGGGGGCCGUGACCCGAAACUCGUCAACGAGUUCAAAAAACUCAAGACUUUGAAAGAACCCGAGGACGAGUUCCAGGACUGUCUUGAGAAAAUUGAAUCGAAAGGAUCGCUUCAGAAGGUCACAAUACAGGCAAAUGCCCUCUCGGACUCACCGUCACCCUCGGGGGAACCCCCGCUAAAAUUCCCGAUCUUUACCGACAUACAACCCGAAGUCCAACGCGGGAAACCCCAACAAGACCUCCACGGGAAAUUAAUGCAACAAUUGGUCGCGUCCGACAGUCUUGAGGGCUUCAUCAAGCUAAUGAAGCGCAAACCGGACGAAAAACGCCGCACUAAAGCGAAGAAAAGCCAAGAAUUGGAGGAAAAAUACACGGGGAGUUUGUGGUUUUUCCCCCAGAAACCGAGCAAAACGCAGUCGGCCAAGUCGACGAAAAGACACGACAGUUUGGCCGGAUCAACUUGUUGCAGUUUAUUAGUGACGAGUUCGCAGCCAAGUCCCGUCACUAACCAGGACCGGACUGGAAAAAUUCGCCAAAAUUUAGUGCGUCCAAAAUUGAAAUGUUACGACCUUUUGGACGAUAUUGACAAAAAUGAUGUGCAACCCAUCAAAAGUGAAUACCCCAGACGUGACAAUAUUGGCAACAUGAAACUGAAAGAAGCCAAAAGUUACUUGCACCGAAUGAUGGACGAGAAUGACACAGUUUGGAAAAAACUCCUAACACCGACUGAGAUUCGCGAGAGAAAACGAAAAUUAUCACAACUGUCACAACAAAAAGCACGAAACGUCAAAAACUUGAUUGAAUAUUUGACAGCACCUGAACAUAAAUAUUUGACACAACAAGUGCCACAACAAAGUCUCAUCGUGAUGCCCGUCAAAGUGAUCUAUGACAAUUUCCCCACGACAGAAAAAAGCGAAUCGCCGCGUCCCAACAUCUUAGUGACCGAUUUGACGAAACCGCCCGAAACGCCACGAAGUGGUAAACCUGACCUUGCGAAAGUCCCCGAAUGCCCACGAAGUGGUAAACCCGACCUUGCGAAAAUCCCCGAAUGUCCACGAAAUGCUAAACCCGACCUUCCGAAAAUCGCCGAAUGUCCCCGAAGUGUGCCGUUUCCGCCCGAACGCAAGCAAGAAAUGUUGGAACAAUUGCGCGGCUUGAAAAUGCGUAAUGACAACAUCCAGAAAAACAUCCAAAAAGCAAUCGAUGUGAUUGAGACGAAAAUGAUUGAUUUGUUAUCAUCACCAACGGAUGCGUCAAGUUCGGAGGCUUUUUGUGCCAUGGAACGGGAAAUCACCAAUGUGUUGAAAAUGAUGAACGAAAGUCAACGAGAGGAGCCGGAAAAGGACGAAGCCAAUCGUCCGAAAUUAAAACGAAUGGUGACGACAGUGAAACGAGAAGCUGGCGAUCAAGAAACGAAGAAAAAAACCGAAAUUAAACGAGAUAAAGUAAAAAUCAAGUCGGCACGUGACGAAGAGACCCGAAAAGCGGCGAAUAUCGAAGAGGGGGAAAGACUGCUCGGGCAGGUUGAUAGUGUUAUCAAAAAAAUCGACAGUAUUUAUACGAAAUUUUACGACGAUAGCCGAACGAAAAACAAACAUGAAAUGGGGGUUACUAACGUACUUGAAUUUUUCGACGGUUUGAAACAAAUAAUUGAGCCACCGCCUACUGUGGUCAAUUAUGUGAGUUACGAAGACAUACCAAAGGUGUACGCAUGCGCGUCUUGUUACUACCAACCAAUCGUCCAGUGUGACACGCGAUUGGUCCUCCCCCCACCACCGCCACAAAUCGAAGAGGAGGAAGAAACAUACGAAUUGUAUGAGUGUGACAAGGACGACAAACGUCACGUGUACACACUCAACGCCUUCUAUACGUUAUUUUUCUCGGGAAUUUUCGCAGCUCUUAACCUUGACUACGCCGCAUAAUAAAUCACAAAUAUUUACCUUCA